This is a messenger RNA of Lucilia sericata (common green bottle fly), 2354 nucleotides long. RefSeq names its product PIN2/TERF1-interacting telomerase inhibitor 1. Gene Ontology annotation, biological process: regulation of ribosome biogenesis. Gene Ontology annotation, cellular component: nucleolus. NCBI's taxonomy places the organism in Eukaryota, Metazoa, Arthropoda, Insecta, Diptera, Calliphoridae. The coding region runs from base 148 to 2235 and encodes 695 amino acids. The transcript has 2 exons. Gene Ontology annotation, molecular function: telomerase inhibitor activity; nucleic acid binding. The record is from RefSeq and is a predicted model, not a curated record.
CAGUCUGUUUCAUUUAGUUGCAACACUUGCUUUUCUUGUCAAACAAUCCCAAAACAGACUCGCACGUGGAAAUUAUAUUUUUAUACAAUUUAAAUAUUUAUUAAUUGUUUUUAAGUAUUAGUUAAAUCCUAAAUAAAUUACUUCAAAAUGGCUAUGUUAGCUGAACCUAGACAACGGAAACGUUAUAAUUUGGUACCCAGAGGAAAAGCAUUGUAUGAAGAUGAUAGCCGUUUCGGUACAAAAAUGCUCGAAAAGAUGGGCUGGGAAAAGGGCAAAGGUUUGGGUGCUAAAGAAGACGGCUCAAAGGAUUUCGUUAGAAUUCGCUAUAAAAACGAUAUUCUUGGUUUGGGCUUUGAACAUCGUGAUGAUCAGUGGACACAACAUGAGCAAAGUUUUAAUGGACUGCUGAAAACUCUUAACAAUGAAAACGUUGAUGACGAUGCCAAUAAGAAACAAGAGAAUGGUAAUGAAUCAGAUGCUGAGGAUAUGCCGCGUAUGGGUUUUGGUUUCCAAGAUAGCAGUGUCAACGAUGAAAAGAAACCAAAAGUUGAAAAGCUUAAAGAGAAAAUAAGUGGAAUUUCCUUGGAGGAAAGAUCUAAACAAAGUAAAGCCCGCGUACAUUAUAAGAAAUUUACCAAAGGCAAAGAUUUAGCUCAAUAUAGCGAAAAAGAUUUGGCCAAUAUUUUUGGCAAAAAAGCAGCAGAUGAGCAGAAAGCCGCCAAUGAUUUCUAUAGCCAACUAAGUAGAAGUUUUGAGAAAAAGUCAGAGGAAAUAAAUGAUAAACAAGAAGAUAAUGAAGGUGCUAAUAUAAUAAAUACCGGUGUUUCGGUUAAUGAUUAUUUUAAAACUAAAAUGGAAGCUAUAAAAAAUCGCAAAAACGGCCUCGAUAGUGGGGAAAAUAGUCUAAGCAUGAAAUCUGAAUCAAACGAGGAACAACUAGAGGAAGAAGAACUUACCAAGAAACAGAAAAAGAAAAACAAAAAGGAGAGAAAGGAACAGCAAUUGGAGGAGGAAAAUAAUCAGGAGCAGGAAAAGAAGGAAACCACUGACGGACUUAUGAUAUACAGCAAUGUGUCCGUAACGGAUUAUUUCAAAAUGAAAAUGGAAGCAAUAAAAAAUAAAAAGAACGGGUUGAAUAAUGCAGAGAAAAAUAUAGAUAACGCCUUAACAAACGAUCAAAAACAAGAACCGGAGGUUAUUAGGAAAAAGAAGAAAAGCAAAAAGGAACGUAAGGAUUUGGAAAUUGAACCAGAUAAUGGUGCUAUCAUCGAAGAGAAGAAAUCAAAAAAGAGAAAAAGCAAUCCAGAUCAAGAAACUGAAAAUAAUUAUGAAAUGGGAGAAGAAGCCAAAAAAGCUAGUGCGGAAGAUGUUAUAGAACUUGUAUCAGAAGAUACAACAACUAAAAUGGGUAAAACCGAAAAUAAAUCACAAGAACCUAUUGUGGAGCCUAUUGAAGAAGUCGAUUUAACAAAUAAAAAGUCAAAAAAGAGAAAACACAAAACUUCAUCAUAUGAAAACUUGAUGUCUCCCGAUAACACAGAGGGAACAACAGAACUUGAAUUAACACAAGAACCAACUAAAAAAAAGAAGAAAAAGAGUAAGGCUAAAGAGCCAAAAGAAAUAAUCGAAAUUGCUGAUAGUGACAAUGAAGAGAAGCCCCUUGAUGAAAAUGUCGAUAGUUUAACGCAAAAAAAGAAAAAGAAAUCGAAAAAAUCUAAAGAAUCUAACGAAAACUCAGAUAAAGAAAUUAGUUCUUCUACAACCAACCAAACUGUAAAUGCAUCCGACCAAGCCACAAAUAAGCCCGACAAAGUCAAGAGAAAAGAUGUAAGUGCAAAAAAAGCGUUCAUCAGUGAUAUUAAUGUUCAAAUGUUAGAUCUAGAUGAACUAAAGAAAAAAUACCAAGAAUAUAAUAUCUACCCAAUCUCUUCAUUUUGUGCAGAAAAAUUCCGCAAUAUAAGUUUAAACGACUUUACGGGCUCCAUACUACCUCACAUCGAAGGUUACGGUCUCGAUUCAAACCUGCAGCUGGACGUACAAAUGAACAAAAACGAUGAAGAACGCAUUACAAAUCUAUGGAAAGGUAUUCUAAGCAAGUAUGUUCAAUUGGAGAAACCGAAGAAAACCUAUAAUCACUAUGUAAAGGAAGUCAUCAGUGCCCGGAAAAGAAAACAAAGGGGUCCAAAACUUUUUAUUAAAACCUGGCAACGUAAAAAUGCCUUUCAAAUUGUAUAGUAUCAUUUGAAAAACUUUAGUUCUUUUAUAAUUUAGUAAGAAUGUGUAUGUAAGUUAUUAAGUUCAAAAUAUGUAUAAUAAAUUAAGUUUGUAACAUAUAAAUACAAAUAUUUAACUAA